Aspergillus calidoustus is the source of this 1191-nucleotide messenger RNA. NCBI's taxonomy places the organism in Eukaryota, Fungi, Ascomycota, Eurotiomycetes, Eurotiales, Aspergillaceae. The record is from the annotation of a GenBank genome assembly.
AUGGCGUGGUCAACGUCUCAGCGAGGAAUCGCUCGAUUAAUGCUCUAUGCGAUCGGAGUGAUUGUCAUUAUUAGUCUCAUUUUCUGGUCUCAUCCCUUUGCCUCCGCAACGGCGCCUGGUAGCGCGGGUUUACAGCACAAUGAGGGCUCUAACCACAUUACUGCUAUCACGAAUACCACUCUGGGGGUACAAAAAAUCUUCGCCAUCAGCCUUCCCAGUCGGCUAGACAAGCGCGACAACAUUGUCCUGGGCUCAUCACUGAGCGACUUUGAUGUCGAAUUCAUCGACGCAAUUACCCCUGAUGAGAUCAACCCAAAAACAUAUCCGUUUAACUGGAACUUUGACCACCGACCGGUUGAGUAUGCUGCUCGGCGAAGCCACCUCAAUGCGUUGCAAAAGACUGUCCACGAAAGACUUGGCAGCACAAUAAUAAUGGAAGAUGACGCAGACUGGGACGUCUCUGUGAAAGCUCAACUCCAAUCCUUCGCGCUUGCAGUCCGCGCCCUCCAAUCCACAGAUCCCUCAUCACAAACAAACCCAGACUCCCACUCGAACUCACCCUACGGAAAUGACUGGGACAUCCUCUGGCUUGGCCACUGCGGCGUAGAAUGUAACCCCUCCCACCCCUCCUACCUAACCCCCAACGACCCCACAAUCCCGCCCCCACACCACUUCCUCCCCUACUGGCGCGACGAACCACCACAGAACCGCCCCAACACAUCCCGCUUAACCUGCCCCAUCAUCGACGGAGUGUGCUCCCUCCUCUACGCCGUCUCCCUCCGCGGCGCACAACGCAUCCUCUCCGCGCUCUCCGUGAACCCAUCGCAUCUCGCCGCGGACAUCGACACGGGCGCGCAGUUCGACGUCUCGUUGGGGAGACUGUGUGGGAGUGGAUAUCUGAAAUGCUUCGCGCCGUAUCCGGCGCUUACGGGCGGGUAUAGACCUGCUGGGGCGAAGGGGAAGGGGUCGGAUAUUAAUGGGGAUCAGGGGGAGGUGGGCAGGCCGUUUGAGGGGGAUGUCGAGGGGGCGGUUAGCCAUGGGGUCUUGUAUAGUACGUUGUUGAAUGUGGAGAGGCUGUUGAGGGGGGAGACAACAGUCAAGGCAACGUGGGAGGAUGUUGAAGUUGGUGAGGUGGAGAUUGGAGAGGUGGAGGUUCUUGAAGGGAGUGUGCAGCCGCCGGUAAAGAAUUGA